UGAGGUCUGACCAGUAAGCGACUAACAGUGUAUGUUUGGAGAUGGGUUUUUUUAAGCUCUGGCAUCGCAUUUUCAAUGUUGUAACACUAGCCACAGUCAUGAUGGCUUUUCACAUUGGUGUGUGUAUCCAAGAGGUUACCAUUCGACAGGAAGCAAAUGCCAUUAUAGGUGUAAUAAUGCAAGUAAGUGAACGUGGGGCUGGUGUUUAUGGAUGUGGCUUGCCCACUCAAAAUGGUAUUGUAAAAUUUGAAGCAAUGAGGUGGAUUCUGUCUCUCUUGAAUCAAAGGAGUGGUUCAACUUUUCUACCAGGUAUUUCUCUUGGAAUCCAUGCUUUUGAUACCUGUGGGAGGUUAAGAGUUGCAGUGACACAACUUGGAGAAUUUCUGCCAGUAUUGAAAGGAGUUAACAGUACCUUCUUCAUACCCUCAGCAAUAAAGCUUGGGGUGUUGGAUGAUGCAGGUUUAUCUGAUGAUCCAGAAGUGCAAUCAGCUCUUACAGAACUUCAGCUUCCAGUUAUAAAGUUGGAUCCAGAAAUGAUCAUACCUGCAGAACAAAAAGCCAAGGUAUUGACUGUGUUCAUGAUUUUAGAUUUUUGGACAAUUUUCUGAACAAACAUGGUUUAGUA
Molecule: messenger RNA, 625 nt
Organism: Cryptotermes secundus
Lineage: Eukaryota; Metazoa; Arthropoda; Insecta; Blattodea; Kalotermitidae
Product: metabotropic glutamate receptor 7-like
Exons: 4
Coding region: 42-608 (188 amino acids)
Source: RefSeq, a predicted model, not a curated record